This is a messenger RNA of Cadophora gregata, 618 nucleotides long. RefSeq lists its product as uncharacterized. Lineage: Eukaryota; Fungi; Ascomycota; Leotiomycetes; Helotiales; Ploettnerulaceae. The transcript has a single exon. The record is from RefSeq and is a predicted model, not a curated record. The coding region runs from base 6 to 425 and encodes 139 amino acids.
CUCAAAUGCCCGCUGCUCUGCAUCAACAAUCUCAAAGUUAUAAGCCAAAAACUAAGCAAACCAUCCAAGCCGAGCAUAUAUCCCAGAAGACUUCAUUCACCUCCAACAACGGCCCCAAAUUAUCUUCAACCCGACCUGACACCAUGAAAUUCACAUCCAUCGUCACCGUCUUCACCCUAACCGCCACCCUCGUAGCCGGCAACCCUCUCAGCACCGAGGUCGAUCUCGAGAAGCGAGCCUCUUGUAUCGCUUUCCACGCGGGAAAGUUCUUUGGCGGAACUUGCGUCGAUGUCCUGAAGGGAAAACAAUGCGUGAAUGGGCUGUUGGUCACUGGAUGGUGUGAUGGAGGAAAUACAAUCAUCUGCUGUAUUAAGGGGAAGGCUAUGUGUGAUCCGGGGGCAAAUACAGGCAUUGGGAAUGCUUGAUGGGUCGAUACAUUGAUCGUAUUCGGUGUGUGGUCAUGGAUAGAUGCCGGGUAUUGAAGUGUUGGAAGUCAGAAUUAUGAUUCGCAACUUUUUGUUGAAGAUCUCUUGUUACGCACGAUGUAAGUUCGACACUGGCGGUUAGUGAUGGCGGAGAACACAUAAGAGACGAUUUCAUUGUGAACGCAGAAACGUG